CCACAGUCUACUUUUGUUAAAAGGAAAGUGAUAAAGUAUGGAGUUUACUUGUCAUGGCCCAAAAAGUUAUUAUUUAACAUCAGCAAGACGACUAGAAAACAUUACAAAACUAUCAUGUUCUGCAACAUUACCAAAGUUGACAAAAACACUAUAUCCACACAAGCGCAUCAUUUCAACUGUUGGUUUCCGACCAGUCACAUAUUAUUCAACAACUAAAUUGGAUUCAAAUUAUCCAUUAUCUCAUUCACUUACUACAAGUAGUGAGUCAAAAUUAACACAAUUAAGCGAAAUUUGUGGCUUACAUGUACCAUCUAUGUAUUCAGCUACACAUAAUGCAUUGUAUACACAUUAUACACCGAAAGAUUGGCAUACUGGUUAUAAUCAUUUACUGCUAGUAAAUGACAAAGAUAAAAGAGAUUCAGAAUAUCUACGAAAUGAUACAAUCCGUUUGAUUGAUAAUACAGAUGAAAGGAGUAAAAUGAAUGAGAAUGAAUCAAGUCGAAUUCUAGGUGAUCACAUAUCAGAUAUUGUAUUCUGGGAGAAUGAAUUGACUAAUGAAAUCGAUAAAAUGGUUAAAGAGAAUAAUAAUUUAAUACAAGCAAAACGAAUUGCUGAAAAAUUUUUAGUUGAAACUGAAAAUCAAAUAUAUAUAGCCAAAAAGUGUUUGUAUCAUCAAGAGGAACGACAAGUAACUGAUCUAGUGCAUGAUAAUGUUGAAAAAGCUCUACUAGAAGUAAUAAAAGCAGUUCAAAAUACACAGGAACAAUUACGCGCUUUCAUCGACCGUGCAAACGUUCAAAUACAAUUAAAUCAUGCAAUGAAGUAUGAUUUAGAAGUAGACUUAAAAAACAAAUUUACCGCUCAACAAAUUGAUGAAACAGCUAUUGGAAUGAAAAACAGUUCGGCUGAUGUACACUAUUAUAAAGAAAUUGAGUUAAUUAAUCAGUGUAUUUCAGUUCCAGAGAAAUGGAAAUCACACGUACAAGAUUUAUUAAAUCGAAGUUGUGCUGAAAGAGCUGCAAGUCAAAAAUCACGUGAAAAUAUUGGAGAUGGUAUAUCUCGAAUCAGUCAAAAUCUUUCUGAACGCUGGAAUGAUGUCAAUGAAGCUUUGGAGCAACGAAUAAGUGAAGUAACUGAUGCACGGAAAAGACUGCAAUCUAGUUUAGGUUCAACAUUACAAGAAAUUAUAAAUACAGAGCGGGAAAUUGAAUCAAUAAAAAAUGCUAUUCGUGAUAAAGAAGUCUACCUCAAAAUUGCAACAAGCAGAUUAAAUAUACGUUUACAAAGAUCUGGUAUGGAUCUUGUUUGUGAUGCAGCACAAACUCAAUUGAAAUGUGAAGUCGCACAACUUAAAGGUACCAUAAAAUCAUUAAAACAACAAUUGUUUCGUGCAGAAGAUAUACUUCAGGAAUUAUUGCGAUUGAAAAGAGUCAAAGAAUCCGAACUAGCGGUAAAAAAUAACAGCAUAUUUAUUGAUCGUGAGAAAUGUUUAAGUCUACGAGCCAAUUGGCUAGUAAAUGCUUCUCAUGCAGUACCAUACCCAGGAUUCAGUGAGACUGCCCUUAAUGUCGGCAGAGAUACAGCUAGAACAUAUGUUUGUUAUUAGAUAGAUGGUGACGACAAAAGUGAAAAAUAAAAACUACUGUUUUGUUUUUAUAUUCAGCCUACUCCACGGAAACACCUUACUACUCUUGUCUGUGCAUAUACCUUGACAGUGAGUCAAUUAAAACAUUUCUUUGAUUUACAGAGUGAUAGUAAUAUGAGAUAAUGAACCCAGCAAAAAAAAGAAUAUGAAAUGUUUAAAAAACAUAACAAUUUAUUAAGCGAAAUACAAACUUCAUAAUGUAUUCUUAUU
This is a messenger RNA of Heterobilharzia americana, 1855 nucleotides long. The record is from the annotation of a GenBank genome assembly. Lineage: Eukaryota; Metazoa; Platyhelminthes; Trematoda; Strigeidida; Schistosomatidae.